GUUUGAUUUUUUCAAGUUUAAAUAUUUGUUAUCUGCUGUUCUACAUUGUAGAAUUUAUUUGGAAAAAUUAAGUUCGACUCAAUAAUAAUGAAGCUCCUGUUAAUUUACGGAAUUGUCUUGGUGCUAAUUGAACUAUCCCAGGGAACAACUCCUUUUGACUUGCACAAUAAAGAAUACGAGAAAUGUACAGUGUUGCAUAAUUUACAACAGCUGUUGAAUACAGAUUGGUCACUGAGCACUUUAUCGGACGUUAAAUGUCUACAUAUGCAAAAUAGCAACGUAGAACACUUAACGAAUUGUACGUUUAAUAUUUUUCCAAAUUUACAAUACUUAAAUCUUGCUGGCAAUAAUAUUCAAAAUCGGAAUUUAGAAUUUAUAUCAAGAAUGCAAAACUUAAAAACACUUGUUCUUGACAAAGCUUACAGAACAAGCACACCUGGUGAGGAUGAAUUUCUCCUUAACGCCGAAUCAGCAACUUUAGAAUCGCUAUUCCUGAGUAAUAAUGGAAUUAAAAAAUUGAUCAUCUCCAGUAAAAUGCACCUGGAAAAUGUCACUACAUUAAUUUUGAAUAAUAACGACAUUCAAGAGAUCAGUACUGAGGUGAAUGGUGUCCUUUUAGAGGAAAAUUUUAAUUGGUUACCACAGUCUUUAAAGUAUCUUAAUAUCGCGAACAACAAACUUAAAAAUUUAAUUAUAAUCAAUAAGACCGAACUUUUUGAGGUGAAUGCACAAUGGAAUGAACUCAAUACCCUAACACUGGAAAAUCUUCCUAAUCUCGAAAAUCUUUACAUUAGAGAAAAAUCUCUUAAUCAAAUAUCCAUCAAAAAUCUCCCUAAACUUAAGGAUUUGACACUUGAACUCUUGAAUUCAGAAAGAAUUCUACUUUCCAAUAUCAGUGAUCUUCCUUCCCUCGAAGAGUUACAUUUAAAUUGCAACAACCUCUUAUAUUUUGAUGGUCAAAUUAUAACCCAUAUGCCAUCGCUCAGAACAUUGGUUAUCGAAAACGGUUCAUUGACAAACAUCCCAAGAAUCCAAGAUGGCAAAAAUUUAAUCAAUCUCCUUCUUUCACGUAACAAAAUUGAAGAAUUAACAUCAGAAGAUUUUUUUUCUAUACCGAACCUGGAGGAACUGAAUUUAUCACAUAAUUCAAUCAAGAAUCUAGAAUCAUCAACAUUUUCACCUUUAAAGAAUCUACGAAUUCUGAACUUGGAACACAAUUUGUUAGAAAUUGCAUCACUAUUCACAUUCAAUGCAUUUUCUAAUCUGGAAAUUUUAAAAUUAUCCAACAAUAGACUUCGAUUUUUCGAUGGAAUUAUUGUCGAUAAUAAUCCAGAGCUUAUUGAACUUGACUUGGGAAAUAAUUUGUUGGAAAAUUUUCCCACAAUAAAUAAUGGGAUUGAAAAAUUUAAAAUUCUUGUAUUUGCAUUCAAAUCAAUUGGAAAUGAUGCCAAUGGAUUGGUUGUUGCCCUUGAAGAAUCUUAA
Molecule: messenger RNA, 1482 nt
Organism: Leptopilina heterotoma
Lineage: Eukaryota; Metazoa; Arthropoda; Insecta; Hymenoptera; Figitidae
Product: leucine-rich repeat-containing G-protein coupled receptor 5-like
Exons: 3
Coding region: 88-1482 (464 amino acids)
Cellular component (GO): extracellular matrix
Molecular function (GO): protein binding
Source: RefSeq, a predicted model, not a curated record